AUGUCUACUGAAAAAAUCUCUUUCUUAUUGAACUGGCAACCAACACCAUAUCACAUUCCUAUUUACUUGGCUCAAACUAAAGGUUUGUUUGCUAAGCAUGGAGUUGAUAUGGCCAUCUUAGAACCAUCUAACCCUUCGGAUGUAACUGAGUUAAUUGGUCUGGGUAAGGUUGAUAUGGGUUUGAAAGCUAUGAUCCAUACUUUGGCUGCGAAAGCCCGUGGGUUCCCAGUUACUUCUGUUGGAUCACUUUUAGAUGAACCUUUCACCGGAGUGGUUUAUUUAGAAGGUAGUGGAAUCACUACCGAUUUCCAAUCACUUAAGGGCAAACGUAUUGGAUAUGUUGGGGAAUUUGGUAAGAUUCAAGUGGAUGAAUUGACCAAACAUUAUGGUAUGACUCCCAAUGACUAUACUGCUGUUAGAUGUGGUAUGAAUGUUGCAAAAUACAUCAUUGAAGGAAAGAUUGAUGCAGGUAUUGGUAUCGAAUGUAUUCAACUGGUUGAAUUGGAAGAGUACUGUCGUUCUGUUGGUAGACCAGUUACUGAUGCUAAAAUGCUUAGAAUUGAUAAGUUGGCCGAAUUAGGUUGUUGCUGUUUCUGCACCAUCUUAUAUAUUGCCAAUGAUGAAUUCUUGGCUGCUAACCCAGAAAAGGUCAAGAGAUUCUUAAGAGCUGUUAAAGAGGCAACUGACUAUAUUUUGGCAAACCCUAAGGAAGCUUGGAGUGAAUAUUGCGACUUUAAGCCCCAAAUGAACACUCCAUUGAAUUUGAAGAAGUUCCAAAGAUGUUUUGCUUAUAUGUCUGAGUCUUUGUACAAUGUUCACAGAGAUUGGAAAAAGGUUACUGGUUACGGUAAGAGAUUGGAAAUCUUACCACCAGACUAUGUCCCUAACUACACCAAUGGGUUAUUGGAAUGGCCUGAACCAAAGGAAGCCGAGGAUCCACUUGAAAACCAACGGAGAAUUGCUGUUCAUCAAGAAGAAUGUAGAUCUUGUGGUUCCUUCAAGAGAGCCAUUCUUACGUAA
Molecule: messenger RNA, 1020 nt
Organism: Lizanozyma spartinae
Lineage: Eukaryota; Fungi; Ascomycota; Pichiomycetes; Serinales; Debaryomycetaceae
Gene: THI13
Product: 4-amino-5-hydroxymethyl-2-methylpyrimidine phosphate synthase
Exons: 1
Coding region: 1-1020 (339 amino acids)
Biological process (GO): thiamine biosynthetic process
Source: RefSeq, a predicted model, not a curated record